CUCCUGUCGCGGUGCUUCUCUUCAUUCACAGUAUUUCUUUUGGUGUCGUAGAUCGCCUCCGACAUUUUGGUGUCCUGCUUGCUGAUCGCCAUUGUGAUUGAUUACAUGGUUUUGUAGCAACUGUGGAAGCUGCGAGCGUGCAUUUCUCGUUCAUUUCUCCAGCAAUGGCGACACUGGAGGAUGAUGCGACGGUAGAUGAUGCCAGCACCUUUAAGCCCCUCGACUCUUUGCUGGGAGACUUGCUCACAGCUGUUGCAACUACAAUUUCCAAUGCUGUAGAUGUAUCAAUUGUGCUCCAAUCGUUGCACCCGUUCGCUUCGCUUUUCUUCAUGGUUCCUGCGGACUUUAUCUCAUUUGCAGGGCAGGAUAAAAGUGCAGAGUCCGAGUUGAUCGCCAUCGAGAAGCUUGCGCGAGGCUGCCGAAACAAAGCAAAAGAGGAGUAUCCAGAAAAAGACAUUUCUCAAACCCUAAGACAUGCCCUAUAUGAGAGCUCCGUUUUUCCUACACUGACUACAUUACUCUUGCAUCAGGUCGCUGCGGACUGGCUUGCAUGCUUUCCAUCCUUGGGGGUAAAAUGGCUUUUUGACGAGUUCUUCAGACAAGGCCCCCCAAAAGAAACACUGCUCAAUUUAGUCCCCUUCCUUGUCCCAGACCAUGGAAGGGAGGAAAAGUCCCAUGGUGGUUUAGACAGCAGGAUUGUAGUGAGUGCUCAAGCUAAAAGGCUGCUACAAAUCUGCUUGGUGCAUCAAGAUGGUAUUCAAGAGAUCAGUCUAUCCUUUGGCCAUCGUUCUGAUCUGAAGCUUCGAGAGGAUGGACUUGGCAACAUAGGACGAGCGAGUUGGUUGAAAGAUCAAUAUCAAGUUGCACAACUAAUUGCGUCAAUACCAGACAGAGCUGGAUUGGAUACGCCAUCCGCCCUUCAGUCACCAACUUACUUCAAGUCAGUUUCAAGACAGCUGAUAUCAGCAGGUGAAAGAUGCUGGGAGCAAAUACUGCAGAAUGAGGAUCUUUGUAAUAAUGGAACAAUUGUAUUUAUUGGCGAGGUUAUUAGCAGACUCAGUCGCCGAGGGCAAGCAGAUGUGAUAGCGGCAGCGUAUGUGCCUGUAAUUAUGCAGCACAUGGAAGAAGUCAUGGCCAAGCUGGAAGUUAAAUCAGAUCUAGAAAUGAAUGAAACAGCACUACAUGCUCUGAAAUCGUUGUGUAAGAGGAAUCUCUGGACCGCAAUAUCAGCAUCCAUCAAGGAUUUGCAUUCCAUGGAAAAGUGGGUGGAAGCUCUGUUGAGAGAGAUGGCGAUCAGAAUUGAAACAGAUAUAUACGCAUACUGCUUAUUAUGGAUGUCAUUUGGCUCUCUUCUCUCCACACAUGAUUUGACAAGGAUGGUGUUUUUGGACAAAUGUUUGUUUGUCAAGAUUCUGCCCAUUCGCUGCUUGAGAUGGGUUUUACAGUUUUCUGUAUUACAUACGCCAAUCACUAUAGCAUCUGGAAAGAAGGUGCUGCAGUUGGACACAGGAGUUGUGACGCGGCUGGCUCAAGUUUGGGCAACUAACGAUUUUAUUCGUUCAGCUUCAUUGCCAAAGCAAGCAUAUCUCACAGCAGCUGUUGGAAUUUGCGUUAGACGUAUGGACAAAGAAGACAUGGACAAAUGUGGUGAAUUAAUGCGGUUUAUAUUACAAGGGGUUACAAACCGGCUGGAUAGUCCACUUCCCUUAAUCCGAGAUAUGUCUAAGCGCUUGGCUUUGACUUUUUCUUUGGCGAUAAAUCCUGCAAAGCCUUUGCUUCUUGAUGACGAAGAUGAAGUGAAAGAUCUAGAUGACUGGGAUGAUCUCAGUGUCAGGGCAGUUGACAGUUCCAAAGAAAAGCGCCAGAGCAGUAUCACACGGAGUACCGGUGAUGUGCCUGGUUCAAGUAAGGAAGACGUAGAUAGCAUCAAACCCGUGACUGGUUUUGCAGUUCCCUCCGUAUCUGGUUUCAAUCAUGAUGCAGAUCGUCAUGAAAGACAGAUGCUGAGGAGGCAGCGACGUGAAAAGAUGGCCCUAGAAGAGGAUGACCCAGAUGCUGUUGUGAAUCUGGGUCAAGUUGAUGCUGCAUGGUUGGAAGAAGCGGAAGGAGAAGCCACAGACUCGAGCAGCGACCUUGACAGUGAUACCGAUGGCUCUCUACAGCCGUAUGACAUGUCGGAUGGUGAAUCUGAGUUAGAAAGGCGCAAGCUCCCCUUACAAUUAAGAGAAUGUGCAGCAAACUUGCGGAAAUCAGACGACCCUGAUGCAGUUGAGAAAUCUUUACAAAUUGCUGAACAACUUAUCAGAGCAAUGCCAGUAGAGCUUGAUAACACGGCAGAGGAGCUUACACAGGCGCUCGUGCAUGUCAGGCCUGGGGCUACUGCAGUUGAAGGGGAAGAGGACACGCUUGAAAAACAAAGACAUGGGGCUCUUGUGGCUUUGCUUGUAUGUGCUCCGCUGAGUUGUAUUGUGAUGGUCACUCAGGAAGUAUUCUCUCCACACCUGGACAUUAGCCAGCGUCUCCUACUUCUUGAUGUAAUUUCAGAUGCCGCUCAGGAAUUGGCUGGAAAAUCAACUGUUAAUCAUUCAAGGAGUCAACUACAGCAGCGAGGACUAAUUACAGAGCCAACGGGAUCCUCACUCCAAAGUCCAUGGUACAGACCAAGUCACCUUCGAGAUCCACCAGGGGCGGGCCCCUGGUCUGAAGUCCCUGCGUUUAUGCCAGGAAAUUCUUUGGUGGGUUGGGCUCAGCGCUAUGAACGUGAGCUUCCUUUACGUAAAGGUGAUCGAAGACCAGGGAAAUCUCGAAAAUGGGCUCCUCGGUCCAUGCAAUUACGAGAGGACAGUCUACGCCAGAAGGGAUUCUCUUCACAUGAACCAGUAGGGAAAAACCAAUUUGCACCUUUGGCUGCUGCAUUCAUGCUUCCGAUCAUGCGUGACUACGAUAAGAAGGAUCACGGUGUAGACUUUCUGGAAUCGGGAUUCAUUGUCCUUGGAAAAAUUUUGUUCACUCUUGGAGUAUGCAUGGAAUGUAUCACAUCUCAGCCAGAAGCUGUUGUGUUAGGAAUUAAUUUACUGGAUUUACUCCGGUCAAGGGCGGUUGCAAAUCACCGAGAAGCCUAUGUUAGAAGGGCAGCAUUGUAUGCAGCAUCACGAGUCAUUGUUGCUCUUCAUCCUUCUCAAGUCGUCGAUGCCAUCGUUGGCACAGAUUCAAGUAUUGCAUCGGGAUUGGGGUGGGUUCGCGAAUGGGCACUCGGCAUAGCUAACAAUGAAACUGAUUCCGACUGUGCAACGUUGGCCAUGGCAUGUGUGCAGCUGCAUUCUGAGAUGGCUCUUCAGGCUAUGCGUGCUGUUCAAAGCACUCCUGUUUACACGCAAUCACCUUCCAUCACUGUACAGAGUAGCGGCGACAGAUCUAUCAUCAUGCCUUUCUGAUGAUCCCAAUAAAGAUAGAAAUUUCUAACACUUUCACAUAUUGAGGUGAAUAAAGAGCUGUGUACAAUCAAUUAUGCGUAUUAAAAUUUAAGGUUAUUUUGAUGAAA
Messenger RNA from Physcomitrium patens, 3541 nucleotides. RefSeq lists its product as uncharacterized. Lineage: Eukaryota; Viridiplantae; Streptophyta; Bryopsida; Funariales; Funariaceae. The record is from RefSeq and is a predicted model, not a curated record. Gene Ontology annotation, cellular component: cytosol. Gene Ontology annotation, molecular function: telomeric repeat DNA binding; Hsp90 protein binding. Gene Ontology annotation, biological process: 'de novo' cotranslational protein folding.